Molecule: messenger RNA, 2219 nt
Organism: Sinocyclocheilus rhinocerous
Lineage: Eukaryota; Metazoa; Chordata; Actinopteri; Cypriniformes; Cyprinidae
Product: F-box only protein 42
Exons: 11
Coding region: 93-1859 (588 amino acids)
Cellular component (GO): SCF ubiquitin ligase complex
Molecular function (GO): protein binding; ubiquitin-like ligase-substrate adaptor activity
Source: RefSeq, a predicted model, not a curated record
AGAAAGAGCGGGCGCGCCCGAACGUAGCGGACGUCACCCCGAGACGCGUGACGUGCGUGCGUGCGCGCUCCCGAGCGGAGGGAAGAUGGCGGAUGUUUGGAGUGAGGAGCUUCAUGCGAGCAGCUGAUAAAGAGAAACACAAACAAACAACAGCGGAGAAGGAGAAGAAGAAGCAGCAGCGCGCCGGCGAGAGACGGACCGAGACACCGGCACACAGAUCCGCAGACGGCGGCGUCAUGUCCGGCUGCGCAGACGGCGAGGACAGCUGCGCGGUUGCCAUGGAGACGGAGGAGGUGCAGCCGGGCGAGCGCAGCAUGGGCGAGCUCCCCGAGGAGGUGCUGGAGUUCAUCCUGUCCUUCCUGUCGCCCUACCAGGAGCACAAGACGGCCGCGCUGGUCUGCAAGCAGUGGUACCGCCUCAUCAAAGGUGUGGCGUAUCAGUGUUAUCAUGGAUUCCUGAGGGCUGUUCAGGAGGGAAACAUUCAGUGGGAGAGUCGCACAUAUCCAUAUCCUGGAACACCGAUAACACAACGCUUCUCACACAGUGCGUGUUACUACGACUCGAACCAGUCGAUGUACGUGUUCGGCGGCUGCACUCAGAGCAGCUGUAACGCAGCGUUUAACGAUCUGUGGCGUCUGGAUCUCAACAGUAAGGAGUGGAUCCGGCCGCUGGCGUCAGGCUCGUAUCCGUCUCGUAAGGCGGGAGCCACGCUGGUGAUGUACAGGGAUCUGCUGGUGCUGUUCGGCGGCUGGACUCGGCCCAGUCCGUACCCGCUCCACCAGCCCGAGCGCUUCUUCGACGAGAUACACACCUACUCACCCUCCAAGAACUGGUGGAACUGCAUCGUGACGACUCAGGGGCCGCCGCCGAUGGCGGGACACUCGUCCUCCGUGAUGGGCAGCACUAUGGUGGUGUUUGGAGGCUCUCUGGGCGCGAGGCAGAUGAGUAAUGAGGUCUGGGUUCUGGAUCUGGAGCAGUGGUCCUGGUCCAAACCGGCCGUCAGCGGCCCGUGUCCUCACCCUCGCGGGGGACAGUCUCAGAUCGUGAUCGACAGCGAGACACUGCUGAUUCUGGGCGGCUGCGGCGGACCGAACGCUCUGCUGAAGGAUGCGUGGCUGCUGCACAUGAGCGCCUCCCCCUGGACGUGGCAGCAGCUGCGUGUGGAGAACGAGGAUCACGGAGCGCCGGAGCUCUGGUGCCAUCCGGCCUGCAAGGUGGGUCAGUCCAGCUCGCCGCACACCCCCCCGGGUGCCGUUUCUCCCGCCGCUCUGCGCCGCGGUCUGGAGGCCGUCAAAGCUUCCUCCUCGCUGCCGUCCUCUUCCUCGCUCGACAUCAAAACUGACACGCCUCCGCAGGCCAGCUCGCCGCACACCCCCCCGGGUGCCGUUUCUCCCGCCGCUCUGCGCCGCGGUCUGGAGGCCGUCAAAGCUUCCUCCUCGCUGCCGUCCUCUUCCUCGCUGUCCCAGCCGGGCGCAUCCGCCGGCACGCCUCCCGCCUCCUCCAGCCCUCCGCAGGCCGCCGACGCACACUCCAUCCCGCCCAUCGCCCGCCGCCUCGCCCACCACCCGCCGCAGAGCCUGAACGUGGGCAAGCCGCUCUACCAGUCGCUCAACUGCAAGCCCAUGCAGAUGUACGUGCUCGACAUUUCUCGUGCCAAGUCGGGCGGCGUGGUGUCGUGGCGGGCGUACGGGAGCGGCGGAGCGCCCAGCGCCAUCACCGGGCCGCCCGAGACCAGCCUGCACACGGUGGUUCAGGGCCGCGGCGAGCUCAUCAUCUUCGGCGGCCUGAUGGACAAAAAGCAGAACGUGAAAUAUUACCCCAAAACCAACGCCUUGUACUUCGUCCGCGCCAAGAGGUAAACACGGAGACGACUGCUGCCCUUACACUAACUUACCUUAAAAUACAGCUCGACACAUAUAAAGGACACUCAAACAUAGUUGUGGUUUCAGUUUCUGAGCGAGCGGAUGAUGUUUUUGCUAUGUGCUCUGCGAGAGAGAACUCUAGAAGGGAAUGCUUUAUUGUUUCUGUCGCAUCUCACCCUCAGAAACGCUGAAGGAUACAGACGAUUGAAGGAGGAACUGAUGAAAUGGACCUUUUUUACCGCUCUUUCGGCCUGCAAUGUUUACAUUAAACGCGUGUGUGUGAGUGAUUGUGCUGUUGAGGGAGUGAGACUGUGGCUUGUAAACAGAAAUAAAGUUCUCCAUGUCUUAAUUCUCUGA